Messenger RNA from Capsella rubella, 1168 nucleotides. RefSeq names its product aquaporin NIP3-1. The transcript is spliced from 4 exons. The coding region runs from base 45 to 1022 and encodes 325 amino acids. Gene Ontology annotation, molecular function: channel activity. Gene Ontology annotation, biological process: transmembrane transport. Gene Ontology annotation, cellular component: membrane. The record is from RefSeq and is a predicted model, not a curated record. Lineage: Eukaryota; Viridiplantae; Streptophyta; Magnoliopsida; Brassicales; Brassicaceae.
CAAACCAUAGAAAUGUUUGGAGAAAGGUCACCAUAGUUCUAUCAAUGGCCGAGAUCUCUGAUAUUACUACUCAGACUCCAAACACCGUCUCGGACAUCGAAGAUGGUCAAUCCGCUAAUCAUUCCCUGUCACAGGACGUCUCCGGUCCUCUUGUAUCCGUAUCGUUCGUUCAAAAGUUGAUUGGAGAGUUCGUAGGGACAUUCUCUAUGAUAUUUGCCGGCUGCUCGGCCAUCGUUGUGAAUGAGACGUACGGCAAACCAGUGACACUUCCCGGUAUAGCUUUGGUAUGGGGACUAACCGUAACGAUUAUGAUAUACUCAAUUGGUCAUGUCUCCGGUGCACAUUUCAACCCUGCUGUUUCUAUUGCCUUUGCCUCUUCUAAAAAGUUCCCUUUUAAUCAGGUUCCCGGGUAUAUAGCCGCUCAAGUGCUUGGAUCGACCUUAGCUGCCGCAGCUUUACGGCUUGUGUUCCAUCUGAACGACAACGUUUGUAGCCUCAAAGGCGAUGUUUAUGUCGGAACAUAUCCAUCAAACUCAACCACGACAUCGUUCGUAAUGGAGUUCAUUACUACUUUCAAUCUAAUGUUCGUUAUAUCAGCUGUUGCUACUGAUAAACGAGCCACCGGGUCAUUCGCGGGAAUCGCGAUUGGUGCGACCGUAGUACUCGAUAUCCUUUUCUCCGGGCCAAUAUCGGGAGCAUCUAUGAAUCCAGCAAGAAGCUUGGGGCCUGCACUUAUAUGGGGAUGUUAUAAGGACUUAUGGUUAUACAUAGUUUCACCGGUGAUCGGGGCGUUAUCAGGUGCAUGGACUUAUGAUUUGUUACGUUCCACAAAGAAAUCAUAUAGUGACAUUAUUCGUCCAAAUUGCAAUAAAGUUUCUUCGAGAGAUCGCCAAGAAGCUUGUCAAGAUGAGAUUUGUUUUCUACGAGUGGUUGAUCAGGCUAACCACAAGUAUUUUAUAUGUUCAUCACCUACUGACAUUGACAUCAAUGAGAAAUGUAAUGUUACAUGUAAGUUGGCGUGAGAGAUUGAUGUACGACUAUAUAUACCCUCCACGCUAAUCUAAUACCCAUGUUACACAUUCGGGUUUUGAUCUCUAACUAUGUUUGUUGGUGUUUUGAUUGUCUGCGAUAAAUGAUAAGGAUUAAAAAUCAAGAACGUUAAAGAGUA